AUGUCUUCCAUCGUCAACAAGGUCAAGGACGCUCUCCACUCCGACAAGAAGCACGAGCAGCCCGAGGGCACCUCCGGACCCCAUAACUCUCGCGCUGCCAACGCCGCCGACCCCAGAGUCGACUCCGACCGUGACCACCGCGCCAACCCUGCCGGCACCUCCGCCGGUGCGACCAACACCCACACCACCGGCCUGACCGGCUCGCACGGCACUACUGGCACCACUGGUACCCACGGCACCUCCGGUUUGACCGGCACCCACGGUACCACUGGCACCACCGGCUACGAUGACCCCUCCGGCACCCACGGCCCUCACGGCAGCCGUGUUGCCAACCAGGCCGACCCUCGCGUCGACUCUGACCGUGACCACCGUGGCGCUCCUGGCUCCGGUUUGACUGGAAGCCACGGCACCACUGGCACCCACGGCUCUUCCGGUCUGACCGGUACCCACGGCACCACUGGCUCUUCCGGUCUGACCGGUACCCACGGCACCACUGGCUCUUCCGGCCUGACUGGUACCCACGGCACCACUGGCUCUUCCGGCCUGACUGGUACCCACGGCACCACCGGCACUUCUGGCCUCACUGGUACCCACGGUACCACUGGCACUCACGGCACUUCCGGUCUGACCGGCUCUAACGCCACCACCGGAUACGAUGACCCCGCCGGCUCUCACGGCCCUCACGGCCGUGUCGGUAACCAGAUUGACCCUCGCGUCGACUCUGACCGUGACCACCGUGGUGCCCCCGGCUCCGGCCUCACUGGCACUCACGGUACCACUGGCACUCACGGCUCUUCCGGUCUGACCGGUACCCACGGCACCACUGGUACCCACGGCUCUUCUGGCCUGACCGGUACCCACGGUACCACUGGCACCACUGGCACCCACGGCUCUUCCGGCCUGACUGGUGGCACUUCCACCGGCCACUCCGCUGUCGGCCAUGCUGGCGCUGCCGUUGGUGGCACCCACGGCACCGGCCCCGCCCCCAACACCGCCGGUCCCCACAAGUCCGAUGCUCUGAACAAGGCCGACCCCCGUGUGGACUCGGACCUUGACGGCAGCAAGACCGUUGGCGGUAACAAGACCUACGCCCAGUCAAACACCACUUCGGGUGUUGCAAAGGACCCUACCGACGCCGCUCAGGUUCCUCCGUCUGUUUUGGCAAAGCACAUCGGUGAGCCCGUGAUCGCACACGACGACCACGGCCACAACCGCGAGAGGCGCAACAGCAAGGUGUCGGCUCAAGAGCUGCACCGUGGACUUUGA
This is a messenger RNA of Colletotrichum karsti, 1266 nucleotides long. RefSeq names its product putative period circadian protein. The transcript has 2 exons. The record is from RefSeq and is a predicted model, not a curated record. Bases 1 to 1266 code for a protein of 421 amino acids. NCBI's taxonomy places the organism in Eukaryota, Fungi, Ascomycota, Sordariomycetes, Glomerellales, Glomerellaceae.